Messenger RNA from Protopolystoma xenopodis, 450 nucleotides. Lineage: Eukaryota; Metazoa; Platyhelminthes; Monogenea; Polystomatidea; Polystomatidae. The record is from the annotation of a GenBank genome assembly.
AUGAUUGUGGGAAAAUUCUUCUUCUACCAGUCCUGCAUCACUUCAAACGAAAUUGGAUCUAUCCAGCUUCUUCAAGGUGGGCUGUUAGUCUCGAGCCAAAUUCACCAUAGAAUCGCUUUCAUGUUCAUUCUCUUUUCCUCCGAUCAGCGACAGCUCUCCUCGACUCGACGACCUCGGCCAGCACCGGGGCUUGACUCCGCUUCUUCCACUCACUCCUCGCCUCGCGCCAACUCCCACCGAAGUCGCUCAGUCGACUGUCUUCCUCAAGAGCACAGCAACAGCCCCGACAAGCCGUCACUGGGCUUCGCAACAGGCACACCUUUUCUGACGUACAGGUCACUCGGACUCAGUCCCGCGGCCAACUGCGCUCCAGCCUUAUUGUCCUGUCGAGCAGCUCAACAGCAAAUUGUCCAAGAAAAGUUGGCUUUCGAGGAGUCUCAUGUUUCAUAA